AUAAACUCGAGCUUUCACCCAAAAGACUUCUUGUAGCAAGAAAGAGAAGGAAACCCUAAUCCAUUGACCACAGUUUAUCAAAUUUCUAUGGAGGCUGCAGCUACAACAACUAUCCCAGAGGCGAUCUUAGUGGAGAUUAUUGUAAGACUACCGUUAAGAAGCAUUGCCAGAUUCAAAUCUGUCUGCAAACAGUGGAAAGCGCUGAUAGAAUCGUCAUAUCUCCGCCGUGUCUUCGUCUCUCUACAAAAACAAUCAUCUUCCUCAUGUUCUCUCAUGUUCGGAACCGACUAUCCUUACCCCAUCGCAGAAGCUAUAGGCUUCCACGGAUGCAGCACAUGGGAUCUUCCCAGAUCUCCAGGCUCUUACAUCAUGCCUUUUCAACGGUACCCUAAUCUCCCCACCCGUAGCUACUUCUAUAGAUCUUCUUCCAACGGCUUGAUCUGGAUCGAUCUGUUCCCUACUCGCACUGUCGGCAUGACUUUCUAUUACAAGACCUUUGUCGGAAACCCAGUUUCACAGCAGUGGGUUGAGAUCCCUCCGCCUCCUCAGGAAUGUAAAGCUACUGCUUUGGUAACGCGUGUGGAUGAUGUUAGGAACGGCGUCGUUUUGAGCUUCAAAGUGGUCAGGACAUGUGACCCUGACCCUGACCCUUAUGAUCAGAGUCUUGUACCAAACGACAUGGGAAUGUAUGAAUGGAGAGUGUGUGUGUAUUCUUCCGAGACAGGGGCCUGGAGUUUCAAGCGGCUUCUCUCCUCUGUUCCCGUUCAAUACACUGCCUAUUACCCUCCUGUCAAUGUCAAUGGGAUGCUUUAUCGGUGGGAGAGGAUAGUGGAUGAUAGUGCACCCGGAAGCCUUUUAGCUUAUGACUUCUUCGGCCCUGAAGACCAUGAUCACUGUCAGGUUAUACCUCUCCCUCUUCCGUAUCACGAAGACGUUAGGAGAUGCUUGACUACCUCAGGAGGAGAUGUUAUCUACAUUGAGAUACUGUAUGGAAGAUUGAAAGUUUGGAAGCUGAAUAACAAUAAAAACGAUUCUGGGAGUAGUGAAUGGUGGCACUUGUCAGGGGAAGAAAUCAACUUGGUCUCUGUGGUGGGAUCUGAUUUUGAUUGUUUUCCCAUGGCAGUGAAUCCGUUUAAUGCGGAUAUCAUCUACAUGUGGAGUGUUCAAGACAGUUGUUUGGUGUCAGGUAACUUGCGGACACAAGAGUUUGUUGUUCAUCAAGAGUUAGAGAGUUGGAGGAAUAGUGAAGGUUGUUAUAGCAUAAAUACAUACCAUUCUAAAGGGUAUAUAGAAGAUAAUCACAACAUAACUAUGGUACUCAUGUUAUCUCAGUUUGUUCUCCCACAAUGGAUGGAUCCUGUACCCUGUCUGCCAAAUUGAGCUUCCUUUUUGUGGAUCCUGUAACUUAAGGACUCUGAGAGUUUAUUGUCCAUCAAGAAUCAGAGAAUUGGAGUAAUAGUGAAGGUCUUUUGGGGCAUAAGCAUAUCCAUUCUAAGUAGAAUAUGGACGGUAAUUGUUGGAUUAUCUGGUUAUAUCCCAGGUGGUUCCCACGAUAGAUGGAUUCAAAACCUCAUCCGCCAAGUUGAGUUUAUAACUUUUAUGUUGUUUCUUGCAAAAGCUUAUUUCGGUGUUCAAUGUAUUUUGUUUUGUUUUUGUCACAACUAGUGCUCUAUCAAUAUCAGGUCUUCUCUUUUCU
Brassica napus (rape) is the source of this 1696-nucleotide messenger RNA. RefSeq names its product F-box protein At1g49990-like. Lineage: Eukaryota; Viridiplantae; Streptophyta; Magnoliopsida; Brassicales; Brassicaceae. The record is from RefSeq and is a predicted model, not a curated record. The transcript is spliced from 2 exons. The coding region runs from base 88 to 1380 and encodes 430 amino acids. Gene Ontology annotation, molecular function: protein binding.